Molecule: messenger RNA, 1957 nt
Organism: Colletotrichum scovillei
Lineage: Eukaryota; Fungi; Ascomycota; Sordariomycetes; Glomerellales; Glomerellaceae
Exons: 2
Coding region: 965-1552 (195 amino acids)
Source: RefSeq, a predicted model, not a curated record
GCAAACCCCCGCAAAUCUCGUGUCUAGUCAGAGCUUGUGGUUGUUUCUUUCCUUCUUCACUUUCCCUUCCUCUUCUUCUCACCGUCGAGAUCCCGGGAUUUCUUCAUAGAGACAACCUGCUGGAUCGGUUACACCGCUUAUCCCGGCCGGCUACCUACGACCCUUACCUUACCUCGAAAGCGACCACCACCCACCCAUCCACUCACCCUCCAUUGUUCCUAUCAUCUUGCAGAGCUCUCAGAAAAAAGGACGGUAACAACGGCUGGAAACCCACAAUCUCGCAGUAGUUCGACCUUCCCUUCUGUAGCGAUUUGCGCCCGCCCGCUUUCUUUGUGUUCCAUUUGCCCAAAUCUUCAAUCGCCAAGCAAACACCCCGCGGGCCACACCAGGGGAGCAUUCAUUCUGUAAAGUGGUUGGUUGGGGCCUUGAAUGCGAGAAAAAAAGCUCCAAAGAAGUUCAAACGAAUCAAUUCGACGACAGCUUUCCCAACCUCCGCCCAAUAUUGGCAACUUUCUGACUUCUUUCUUCUUCCUUUCUUUCUUCCCAACCUCCGACCUUUGACUCCAACUUCUUUCUCUCCCGUCGAACGGGCCGUCGUCGCAGGUGUGUCGGCAAACUACCUGAACCUUUGAAUCUACGGUAAAGAGAAACGACGCCUAGACGCCGCACCCGAAGGAAAUUCAAGCAUUCCGGGAAUCUCAUUCUCUGGCCGGCCCAUCCGUCGCUGCCACUCACCGAGGCCGUCGCCGUUGCGAUACCACCGCCCUCGACAAACGACAACAACCCCCGAUCCCGACCGACCGAACGAAGACCGGCUGUGCCACCGCACUUGAAUUUCCAACUUGUCAAGCAAGCCGCAUGAGCCAGACCUCUUGGUUACCGCCGCAUGAUUCCACGAUAGAGAGGCCCCCGCAACCUCAACCUCGCGAUCGAGGCGGAACCCCGUCGCCGCCGUCAACCCAGCAUGACGCGCCCGCGCAUCCCCGCCCUCUACGGGAUCCUCCAAUUCUGCCUCCGCCUCACCCUCGUCGUCUUUGAGGUGUGCGCCCUCGCCGCCCUCAUCACCUUAUCGCGAUAUGGCUUCCACUUCCCGCUCGGAUACGUCACAUCCGUCUCAGGCAUAAUCUUCUCCAUGGCCGAAAUGGUCACCCUCGCAAACUCAACCCACCAGAUCCCCCGCAUGCGCACCGGCGCCAUCGUCGUCGGCGACUUCGUCCUCUUCGUCCUCGGCCUCGUCGCCUUCUUCUACUUCAUCAUCCUCAACGGCUGGCGCACGGGGAGCCCGGACCGCGAGUACCGCGCCUGGCGCGAGGAUCCGCUCAGGGUCGAAAAGGAGACGUGGGCGCCGUGGUACAUGUGGCUGCAGCUCAUCGCCGCGGUGCUGCAUUUCCUGUACAUGGCCAUGCACUGCGUCGACGCGUGUAAGGAGGGCGGGCCGGAGCAGCAGCGGCGGAGACGGGCACGGAGGAGGGCGAGGGAGGUGGAGAGGAGGGAGAGGAGGGCGGGUAUUGGGAGUAGUGAUCCUGAGACGGCGCAGGUGGUGCCGAGUUGAUGAUGCAGACGGACUCGGGACGGGACGUGGUCUUCUUGGGUGCUGACCUCUUUGCAUUGGGAGUUAUUUUGUUGGGUUCGGGCUUGGGGUGUUCUUGGCGUUUAGGAGAUGAAGGGUACGGGGAUUUCAUGAGACAUGGGCAAAUGGAUUUGGUGCGGCCUCGAGCAAGUGCUGGUCUUGGCCGGGGGAAGACGAAUAUCCACGUUCAUGAAGGACACUACUGAGGGAAGAAACGGACAUGUCUCCUUCUUCGCCUGGAGAAUGACACUUUUGGGAUAUCAUGGCGCAGACACAGAGAGAUUUUGGAUAUCCGACAGCCGUGUCGUAAUUCUAGACGAUGGUUCAUCAAGUUCUUACGGAACAUAGGACCUUGAAUAGCCUCCAACUCUCUCACGUUGAAGGCAC